AUGACAAUUCAUGUGAACAUCCCAAAAGAUUUAUACAAUCAAAAACGUCCAUCUACCAUUUAUUCCAUUCAAGAUUGCGUCGGUAGAGGAAAUUUCGGUGAUGUUUAUAAAGCAAUUGAUAAAUUAACUGGUGAAAUUGUAGCCAUUAAAGUGGUCAAUUUAGAAAGUAGUGACGAAGAUAUUGAAUUGAUUGCACAAGAAAUUUUUUUCUUGGCUGAAUUAAAAUCACCAUAUAUUACUAAUUAUAUUACUACUAUGUUAGAGGAUGUUUCCAUGUGGAUAGUAAUGGAAUAUUGUGGAGGUGGUUCAUGCUCAGAUUUAAUUAGAUAUCAUUAUAAUGAAGGUUUACAUGAGGAUAAAGUUGCAUUCAUUACCAAAAAUGUUUUAAGAGGUUUACAAUAUUUACAUGAACAAAGGAAAAUCCACAGAGAUGUUAAAGCUGCAAAUGUUUUACUAACAGAUGAUGGGUUAGUUAAAUUAGCAGAUUUUGGAGUCAGUGGACAAUUAAGAUCUACAGCAAAAAGAAACACAUUCGUUGGAACACCUUAUUGGAUGGCACCAGAAAUUAUUUCUAAUUCAUCUCAUGGAUAUAAUGAAAAGGCAGAUAUUUGGUCAUUAGGUAUUACGGUAUAUGAAUUAUUAAAGGGAUGUCCACCAUAUGCUAAAUAUGAUGCAGGUAAAGUUAUGAGAAAUAUACCAAAAAAAAACCUCCAAGAUUGCAUGGUGUCCUUUUCAGACGCCGCUAAAUUAUUUAUAUCUGCAUGUCUUAUCAAAGAUCCUGAUGAAAGACCUACUGCAACUGAAUUGUUACAACAACCAUUUGUAAAGAAUAUAAAAAUUACAGAUUUAAGAAAUGAAGUCAUGGAAAUAAAACGUACAAGAAAGGAGGGAAAUAAAGUUCCCAAAUAUUCUUUAGAUAAUCGAUUAUAUCAAACAUUUUCAAAACCAAAAAGUGGUAACUUUUGGAAUUUUGAUUCUGUAAGAUUAACAAAGUCAAAGAACUUAUCAAAGACUGAAGAAAGUCCUAUAUCUGCAUCGACAUUACAAAGCUCUUAUUGUAACAAUAACAAUAAUAAUAAUAAUAGUAGUAGUAACAGUAACAGCAAUCAUAAUGUGACACCUAUUACAAACGCAACAACACCAUCAUUCAGAGAAUAUGAUAAAAAUGCUGUAUAUGGUCUCGGUUCUGGAAUGGAAAUUGAUACAGACCUUCAAUCUCCCCAAAUUAUAUCAGAUGAGAAAAAAGAAUCUAAUUUUAAACAAAUUGAUAUAGACUAUCUAAAAAACGUAAUCUGUUACUGUUUAAAGAGAAUGCAUGAUAGAGCAAACGAAGAGGAAACGAGAAAACAUGUCGAUGAUGUAUUAAAUUAUUUAAUUGGAGUAGAAAUGAAAGUUCCAGGAUUCAGUGAAGUACUGAUAGAAGAAGUUGAAUUAAGGAUGGAUACAAUCAAGCAGUAUUUAGCUCAAUAA
Molecule: messenger RNA, 1470 nt
Organism: Naumovozyma dairenensis CBS 421
Lineage: Eukaryota; Fungi; Ascomycota; Saccharomycetes; Saccharomycetales; Saccharomycetaceae
Gene: SPS1
Product: putative serine/threonine protein kinase SPS1
Exons: 1
Coding region: 1-1470 (489 amino acids)
Biological process (GO): protein phosphorylation
Molecular function (GO): protein kinase activity; ATP binding
Source: RefSeq, a predicted model, not a curated record